Messenger RNA from Brugia malayi, 387 nucleotides. RefSeq lists its product as uncharacterized. The coding region runs from base 1 to 387 and encodes 128 amino acids. NCBI's taxonomy places the organism in Eukaryota, Metazoa, Nematoda, Chromadorea, Rhabditida, Onchocercidae. The transcript is spliced from 4 exons. The record is from RefSeq and is a predicted model, not a curated record.
AUGUCAUCAAUAAUUAUACCUAAACAUGAAUCAUUCCCCAAAAAAAAUUAUAGCAAAGCAAAUGACAGUCACCCCAUUUCAUCAAUUAAUACAAACAUUUCUGAAGUAGCAAAGAAUAAACAAGAAAAUAUUACGCGCUUUUCUCCAUCCCUCAACAACACUGAAUGCAAUGACCUUACUAUGCGCAAAGUGAUCAUGCAGAACAUUCACUCAAAUCCAUCGACAGCAAAACGACAAAUUCAAUUAGCAAUGCGUAAAAAGUUCAGUGGUUUCAUUGACACAAUCUGUUCCACUAAACCAUUCAAUUAUUUGAUAAAUUCAGAUUUGUACUGCGAAGUUCAACAACACAACAUUACGUGUUUAGUGUUUCGUCAAGCUUUUCGAUAA